Molecule: messenger RNA, 1473 nt
Organism: Oryzias melastigma (Indian medaka)
Lineage: Eukaryota; Metazoa; Chordata; Actinopteri; Beloniformes; Adrianichthyidae
Gene: csrp3
Product: cysteine and glycine-rich protein 3 (cardiac LIM protein)
Exons: 6
Coding region: 602-1258 (218 amino acids)
Biological process (GO): muscle tissue development; sarcomere organization
Cellular component (GO): nucleus; Z disc; cytoplasm
Molecular function (GO): structural constituent of muscle; actinin binding
Source: RefSeq, a predicted model, not a curated record
AACAACCUGGGUUACAAAGCAUUGAAAAUAACUUUUAUUGACCAAACAUGUAUUUUCUGCACCAUUAUAGAAACAAAUCCAAAUCAUGCAAUGGUUCUAUUUUAAUUCUGUCUCUCAUUGGAGUGUUUCUGUGGUGAACACUACAGAGAUCUCUUCUUUAGAGGUGGGAUAACUUACAGAUAAUGUGAUUCUUGUUGGGGAUUCAAUGUUUUUCCCCCUAAAUUAAAGCCAAAAAAGUUUUUUAGUCCAUAAUAUCAUUUGGAUUUGUGCAAUGUAAUUUUUCAUUUACCAUUUUACCAUUUCUUCAAACGGUAAAUUCGAGGAUGCAUGGAGCCUUUGAUUCCUUUAACCUGGUGUUUCUACUGCAGCACAGUCUAUGUUUAUGUCAUGAUACUGUGGCAUACCAGGCAGAUGCCGUUGAGCCACAGUUAUCAGGUCAGAGCUCCCUGCAGGGGUCAGUGAAUGCAGCACAAAUGCUCCAGUGGCUGGUGUUCAGGCCUUAUUCAGAUGGUGAUAAAGGGUCGGAGCCCUCCUCUCUGUCACAUGUUAUUUUGAGAGGAUAGUUUCAUCGAGGCGUUGCCAGUGUGCUGCUGAUGUGAAGAUGGUAUUUAAACCACUCCGAAAAACAGACACUUGCUCGUUCAAAAGCACUAGCAGAAACUACAGCUUCUUUAGGAUGCCUAACUGGGGAGGAGGAGCCUCGUGUGCGGCCUGCAUGAAGACUGUGUACCAUGCCGAGGAGAUCCAGUGCAAUGGGAGGAGCUUCCACAAACCCUGCUUCAUCUGCAUGAGCUGCAGAAAAGGGCUGGACAGCACCACAGUCGCCGCGCACGACUCUGAGAUCUACUGCAAGACCUGCUACGGCAAGAAGUAUGGACCAAAAGGCUACGGAUACGGUCAAGGAGCUGGAGCUCUGAGCUCUGAUCCUGCAGGUCCAGAGGAAGACCUGCAGCCACAAGAACCAAAGCCACGAGCGGUCUCUUCAAACCCCAGCACCAACAAGCUUUCACAGAAGCUGGGGGGUUCAGACCACUGCCCCCGCUGCUCCAAAGCUGUCUAUGCAGCAGAGAAGGUGAUGGGAGCGGGAAAGGCGUGGCAUAAAAGCUGCUUCCGCUGCGCUCUGUGUGGUAAAAGCCUGGAGUCCACCACCGUGACCGACAAGGACGGAGAGCUGUACUGCAAAGUUUGUUACGCCAAAAACUUUGGACCUAAAGGCUUUGGAUUGGGGAACGCCGCCAUGUUGGAGGAACGGGAGUGAAACCUGAACGGCUGCCGUUUCAGUGGAGGCGUGGCCUUCAUUUUGACACCAGCUGAUGAUCGCUACUCAAGACGAUGGGCAUUCAAGACAGAAAUGUUCUUAAAUGAAGGAAGAAAAAAGUUGAGAUCUGGAUGCGUAGAACAUGUUUGUUGCAGCUACAAACAACAUCAUGGAUCACACUUGAGAAAUCAUUAAAGAUGUUUGUUACAAGUCGG